Saxophila tyrrhenica is the source of this 1620-nucleotide messenger RNA. RefSeq lists its product as uncharacterized. Lineage: Eukaryota; Fungi; Ascomycota; Dothideomycetes; Mycosphaerellales; Extremaceae. Gene Ontology annotation, molecular function: iron ion binding; heme binding; oxidoreductase activity, acting on paired donors, with incorporation or reduction of molecular oxygen. The record is from RefSeq and is a predicted model, not a curated record. The transcript is spliced from 3 exons. The coding region runs from base 1 to 1620 and encodes 539 amino acids.
AUGGAGGGCACGUUAUUACUCACGCCAGCUGCGUUUAGAACCGCCACCCUAGCGCUCCUUCUGGCCGCAUGGAUCUACUUCCGUCGAAGCACUGCAUGGCGAGUUCUACCUGAAGGAAUGCCAUGGGUACCAGCAGAUCUACCGUGGACCAGAAAGUUUCAGCUGCCCUUCACAAGAGUCCGAGCACAUCUGAGAGACUUCCAGGGCGGCAGUGAUCUGGCCUAUGAGGGCUACAAGACGUACAACAAGGCCGGCAAACCAUUUGUAGUGCCUUCAUUCGUGACAUGGCAGCCGGAGGUGGUCCUGCCGCUAGCGCAGGUGAAGUGGUUGGUGGACCAGCCCGAUACUGUCACUUCGAUCGACAGGUGUCUCGUCAAGGAUCUGGAGUUCUUGUACACUGCACCGGCAGCCUGGCAGUUUACUCGGCCCUUCCAUGUCGAGGCGAUCAAUAAGUUGCGCCUGGAUUCAUUGGUGGAAGACAUCGCCGAGGAGGUGCAAGCAGGCGUCGACGAGCAGUGGGGCCUGGACGGCGAUGCGUGGACUGAGAUCAACAUCCACAGCACGAUGCUCGCCGUACUGGUUCGCAUCACUGCAAGGGUCUUUGUCGGCUCGCCUCUAUGCCACGAUGCUGAGUUCCUGGAGGCAGCUGCAAAUUUCAUCAGCAGCAUAUCUGGCAAGGCAAUCAUCAUCAGCUUCACGCCCGAGUUGCUUCGUCCACUCGUGGCCAAGUUCAUCACCAAAGGCCUGAAGCGCUGGAACGAGACGUGCGCGAAGCACAUGGUCCCUCUGAUCAAGGAGGAGAGGCUGCAUCGACGCCCAUCCGAUCAACGGACAAUGCCACCGCCGAAAACACUACUGGAGCAGCUCAGCCGACUUGCCGUCAGAAGCACGCAUGCCAAAGACAGGGACCCGUUCAGUCUCAGCUCUCGCCUCCUCGCACUGAACUUCGUUGCCGUCCACACCUCCAACCACGCCCUCGAGAAUGCUCUGGUGGACAUGGUUUCUCCUCCAGCAAGCACCGCAUCCGUCUUCGCAGAGCUGCGAGCGGAAGCGGAGGAAGUCAUGCAGCAGAACCACGGAACAUGGUCAAAGACGGCGAUCGGCCAGCUGGUGAAGACCGACAGUGCCUUGCGAGAGUCUCUCCGUCUCAACACAUUCAAAGCGCGAGGUGUGGAGCGCAUCAUCGUGAAGAAAGGUGGAGUGGUUCUGCCGUCCGGGCAAUAUCUCGCGGAGGGUACCAAGGUUGGUGUGCCCGUUCUGCCCAUCCACCGCGAUCCAGAGCUCUACGAUGAUGCUAUGUCUUACGAGGCAUUUCGAUUCUGCACGACGAAUGAAGUCGCUGGUGGAAAAAAUGGACGUACCGAAUCGCCUCGGAGAGCAGGACAUGUCGAGCUUGUCAACACGAGCGAGACGUUCCUCGCGUUUGGACAUGGUAGACAUGCAUGUCCCGGCCGCUUCGUGGCGGCAUACGAGCUGAAGCUCAUGGUGGCAUACAUUGCCAUGCACUACGACAUCGAGCCAUUGGCGAGCAGGCCGGAGAAUGGCAAGUUCAGUGACUUCAGCAUCGGGAGCAUGCACGAUAUCCGUGUUCGCAGGAGGAAGCCAGAGGAGUCGAAAUGA